AUGAAUCUAUGAUAUCUGGCUGGGGUAUUAUGAUGCCAGCACUCAUUCCUGCCCAUCAUCAACUUGACGAUCUGUUCAGGUCCCUUCCAACUCUAGAAAUUAUGCUGAUCAGCACCAGGGGUCCCACAGUGGUCUAAACCUGCAUUAUCUGUCCCUACAGUUGUAGGAGUACAUGCAGUCCAUAUAAUCUCCUUAGCAGGCCCACUACUGCUUUCCUAGUGCCACAAGCCACUAAAGCGCCCUCCACUGUGCCUCAUGCCCCAUGUCUGCCUUCACUUACCAAAGUGUGGGUUGUCUUAACAUCAACAGCUGACAGCGUUGUUGUUCUGGGUAGGCUCCACUCCUUGUCCCCCGUCACAGUGAAUAGGACAGGGGGUAGUUGAAUGAGUUGGCAAGCUAACACUUCUGCCUAGGGGUGCAGGAAGGAUUUCUACUGUGACACAGAAAGAACUCGCAGAGUGAGUUAAUGCAGUGCCAAGAGUCAUGCUGUAUUCCUCUCAGAGGUCCCGAGAGAGAGCUCGCACAGGCAGUGGCACAGGCACGGCUCUGCAAUACGGACAUACCACCCAGGCUAGGCUAAUGUGGGGGCUCAGCCCUAGAUGACCGUUGUCAGGCUAACUGCAGUGAAGACACACCCUUCAAGGUUGCAAAAGGCUCGGGUCCAAUCCCCUGGCAGUCAGCUUUGCCUGUUGUCAGCCUCCUUAACUUCCCAUCUCUUUCCUGCCAUGCUUUUGAUGUGAAAAUGAUGAACUUGGGGGGCUACCUGUAGAGGUUGGAGUAACUCCUUUGGUGCCUUCCCUGUCCUCACGGUCUCUCAAGGCUCCGACCCCUCUGGCACAGUCUCUUGGGGCUCCACUGCCUAGUUCCUCUGGCCCUAAACAUGGCUUUCUGAUCCUAAUCGUGCCUUACAGGCUCUAAUUGUGACCUCCAGCUUCUUCCAUAGCCAUACCUAUGCCUCAUGGGUAUUGCUCUGGUUUCAGCCACUGGGACCCCCCCCCCAACCCUGUCUUGAUCUCAGCUCAUCCAGCCCGUGGCCUUUGUAGGGCUGUUCCUCCACAUCUCCAUCCUUUGCAGGACUCAAAGCAUAGAGCAUCUUCCCAAAAUAACAUUCUCUCCCCACCUCCUGCCACUGCCAUGGCCUCCAACUCCUCCUUAUAGGCACUCCUGGUCCUCUGGUCAGAGACAGAAACUAUAACACAAGCCCUACUCUGGAUCACUAUCCACAGCCAACCAUAUUCCCCUCUUAGCCAUCUCCUCCCAGCUCUCUAGGGUACCUGCGGGUCUGUUUCCUACAGCCCACUUCCCCCACUUUCCAUCCAAUUAUUACAUUUUAGCCCCUCCUUCUUUCCAGACCUUCCUCAGUGGCUACAGGUAGUGACAAGUACUCUGGUUGUGUUAACAGAAGCCUUCCACCAAAGCCAUCAUUGCUGUAUGAAUCGGGCAAUAUUAGGCCAUCUGCUCACACACGUGUGCAUGUGUAGAUGCAUGGACCAUUUAGGAGGUGCUUCACCCAUAAACCUGAUGUUGCCUUGGAGAAAAAAAUGUUGCAGUGCUUUUACAUAAUCCAGCACUUAAUGUUGCCUCUGGGGAGGCAAGCAACCCACGCUUCCCCCACCCACACACAGACUUGUCAAUUAGCAACCACUGUUUGCUGAGUUAAAUACGAAAGCUCCUGAGCCUGCUCAUUCUAGGCAAAUGGACAGGAAAAUGUGUGGGGGAGGUGGAAUAGGGGGAAGAAAAAGUGUCCUCACUUUGUUUCCAGAUGAAAUGCAAAUUUCAGUACUGAGAUUUUUUCACAGCGGUGUAGAGAGUUUAGGCAUAUUUAUUAAAGGGAAUGCAAAAUGUCUCAACAUCCUUGGGUUGCCUUGAAAAUCUCAUACUUUAUGCUCUUCCACCCCCAACAUUAUUCUAGUAUCAAAGCUUCACGUCUCCAGAGACUCAUGUACACUUGUCAUUCAUUGAAACUUCUGGUUCAAUAUAAUACAUGGAAGAAACCCAGUCUCCUCUCUGGGGAUGCAUUUGGAAGCCUGGAGUUCUUUCUCUGAAAGCGUCCUCUCCCACCCGCUCCUACCAGUCUGGACAAAACAACGUGGCCACCGGGGUGGAAUACAAUUCAGUGGCCGCGUCUACACGAGACGCUGACUGCCCAGUGGCUUGUUACUACUGCGCAGUAGUGUUGCAUGGCAGGAAGCGCGAUGCAAUGCUACUGCGUAGUAGUGACAAACUACUACAUAAGCCAGCAUCACCUAAAAGCCAUUCGGCGAUGCUUAUGUGCAGUAACUCCAGUUAUGCGCAGUCAUUUGUACAAGUACUAAAUGACUGCAUAGUAACGACUGCGUGGUCAGCAUCUCGUGUAGACACGGCCAGCCUGUGUUAGCUUUGCUGUAAGGAGAGGUAGGGGAGCAGUGUUUGGUGACUCUGCAUAAGGGGAAAUUACGCAAGGACAUUGAAUGAGGCAUUUCAUUUGGAUUGUUAUAGCUAGUGUAUGCUGCUUGCCAGACCUUAAUAAUGCUCCUCUGCACAGCAGCAUUAGCCCGUGGCAUUUGGGAAGCUAUAGAAUAGCAGAGCUGAAAAAAGAACCGAUUCACAACACAGAUAGUCUGCAGAAUGCCCUCACUAGACCCGUGUAAAAACACUCCUUUGAAAAUGUCAUCCAGAAACAGCUCGAUGAUACUUUGGAAAGCUCCUUCUGAAACCUUUUGGCGGAAAUCUGGCUUGCAGACUGUUAGGAGCAAGCGUUUGGGUCUAUCCUGAAAAGGGAGAGAGAGAGAGACCCGGUUUAGUGGGCUGAGAGCCAGGACGUCCUGAGCCCAGCCCUGCACUGUCCCUGCUUCGCUGUGUAGCCUUGAGCCAUAACUGUUGAGCCCGUCCCAGGUGUCACUGUUUGGGAAUGGUUUGCAAUUGGGUGUCAAGUGCUGUGUUUCCGACACUAGGGGAUAACAGUGGAUAAAUGUGAGGGAGGAGUGUUUGACCCCAUGCUUUGGAGGUCUGGGGUGGAGGGGGUGACCUGUCACUUUUCUGCUUUCCCUUCUCUCCUAAACAUGAGUUCAGUAAUCUCCAGGAGCCUCAAAUGACCGAAGUCUGUAGUGUGUGCUUGACUUGAGUGGGGGCAGUGCUUGGACCCAUGCUUUUGGGCUCCCAGGGGCUGGGGGAGGGGGAACGUGAUAAGGGGACACAGUCAGGGAGGGAGUGCGAACAUGGCUGGUUCUUCGAAAGCUUUUACUGAACAAGUAGUGCAAUAGAGCUCUUUGCUAAAAAAUGCCAACAAAAGGAAAAAGAGUGGUGUUAGCAUCCUGGCUGCAUGCCCACUUGGCCAAUUGCAGCAGUGGGAGGGUGGAGGUGAGGAGUGAUGCAGUGUGGGAUGCCUGGAGGACCAAGCAGACCUGUGUCUUCGAAUAGUUGGUAUCCACCUGUAACAACUAGUUCAUGGGGAACCAGUUCAAACAGUACUUGAUUUUUCCAAUGACACUUCUGAAACAUUCCAGGUAAAUUAAACCAGUUAACAGGAUUAUAUGUCUGUCUGCUUCAGGUUUAAACUGCUCCAAGUGUUAUGUGUGUCCAUGCCCUGAGUGUCCCCAGUGAUGAUGAGUUCCUCCGUUGGGCUGGUUAGACCACUGCCCUCUGCUCCUUGACAUCCCGUGUACGGCUAUAGGAACCUGCCAUUGGAAGGGGCCUCAUGGGUCAUCUAGUCCAACCCUCAGCACAAAUGCAGAAUCCACCUCUGCUGUGGUGCCCCGGGGCACUGCCAGUUGCAGACGGCCUAACAGAGGGGCCCUUGGCACCGCUAAGUCUCUCUUGUGUUAGAAAGACAGUAAAAGCAUUAGCGACUUGGAGCAUUGUCAUGGUAUUGUCAGAGCUGGCAGAUGCAAUCGUGCUCUUACCUUCUUCCCUCUGUGUUUGGCACAUUUGUUUGCUUGUUGCCUGUUGUCUAAGGUAAAGCUGUGAAUCAUUCAGGGCAUAUGCUAUAUGUUAAUGCUGUGUCUAGGACAGCGGGUCCCUGUUGUGCUUGCAUCUGUGAGAGCUACUUCAGCACACACGAGAUCUGCUGGGAGACGGCUGGGACCCCUUGCUAGGCUGAAUGCGUGCAGCUGUUAUGUACAACACCAUAAAACAAUGACACUGGACAAUUGGUGCUAUUAGUGUCCAUUGUUCACCUUGUUUCCCCACCUCUGUUCUGUCUGAACAAGUCACAAAAAGGCUGUGGCCAAACAGGACAGAUUUCUAACACAGCAGGGCUUUAGCCCCCUGGACAAUGGCCUCUCGUGGGCAGAAGAAUUUCUUCUCUUUUUUUUUUUCCAAAACCAAAGCCAAGCCCUUCAAGCUGACAGGAAAACUUCCAGUGACUUAAGUGGUGCAGGAGCCAGCCCCGAGUCGCUGCGUUUCACGUUACGCGACUAAAGCUGUCGCAAGGAGCCUGAUCGGCAGCCGCUGGCUGCACAGCAGCAGAGAAAUCUGCUGCUAAAAAUCCCCCGGCCGCGCGGUCCCACUGCAGAGCCUCUGCAGGGUUCUGGCCGCUGUCACAUGGAGACGAAUAACAAAUCGCUUGGCUAAUAAACUGCUCCCUCCUCCGCUGUCUCUGAAGCCCUGACUGUUCCUCUCCUCCUCACCCCACUCUGCUGGGAGUUAUUAGAUUCCUGCCUGCCCCCGGGCUCCCACGUGGAAAGCCGUCAGCAUUGAUACUAGACGUGAAAAUUGUCGUGCUCCACCUACGCUUUGAGAUGUCUCGGUGGGUGACUGAAGGGGCUGAUGCUGUACAUUGUUACUUGAAGCAGAGCUGCCAAAACUCAUCCCCUCCAGGGGCCACCUUGGCAGGAAUCGUAGUACUGGAGACCACCCGCCACCGAAACCUUCAAAGAAAAAUGAGGUUCAGAAUGCGUUGCAUCUGUUGGAUGCUGUGACUAAGAUGACUUCAUAAAGCAGAGCAUCCCUGAUUGCUGCCUGAUCCAUGGCUCGUAAUUUCAGGAGCUGAUAGGUAGAAAACCCACAUUAAAAGAUGCCCAGUGAGACGCUUCAAAGCAGCAGUGAGAUGGAGGAAGCCGUGCAGAGAGAGAAGGGUGGAACACACAGCCCUCACCGAGGCUCCCUGCGGAGAGCCGUGGCUACCGCAGUCACCUUUGAUGGAGAGGCCACCAUGGACAGAAGGAAAAAGAAGAAGAAGGAGCCCCGCCCAGAGUCCAUAAUAGUUUAUCGCUCAGAGAACGAAAAUAAAGUGGAAGAAGAGCAGGCAGAUGAAGAAGGAGGCGAGAGGAGUUCAGAGGAGGGCUCCAAGUUCUUAGGAAAUCCCAUGGCAGAUGGUGUCUGGAGCAUGCCCUUAGACAGCCGAUAUGUCACCUUAACUGGAACCAUCACAAGGGGGAAAAAGAAGGGCCAAAUGGUGGACAUCCAUGUCACACUAACAGACAAAGAGCUGCAGGAACUGGCUAAGUCGAAGGAACCUCCCAAAGAUGAAACCCCUGAGGGGAAAAAGACUUGCAAUGUUGCGGUGGACAGAGGCCCCCAUGUCCUCCUUUGGAGCAUCGUCUGCCUUCCCGUCAUCUUUGUAGUGUCCUUUGUGAUUUCAUUUUACUAUGGGACCAUCACUUGGUACAACAUCUUCCUGGUAUACAAUGAAGAGAGGACCUUCUGGCACAAGAUCACCUUCUGCCCCUUUCUGAUCAUCUUCUACCCAAUUAUCAUCAUGGCUGUAUCAUUUUCCCUAGGCCUAUACACCGCGGUGACACAGAUUGCCUGGUCCUUUGGGGACUGGUGGCAUGCUGUGAGAGAUAUGGAGAAAGGGUUUUGUGGCUGGCUGUGUAGCAAACUGGGCCUUGAAGACUGCUCCCCAUACAGCAUAGUUGAGCUGCUAGAUUCUGACAAUAUCUCAGUGUCAUAAUGGUUUUUCCUUCUGCGGAGAUCCUUCUUGGCACGGAGUGGACUCUGAAACUGAGACUGAGGUUGUCAUCACAUCCUGGAAGAACUUAAGAAUGCUGACACAGGAAUUCCUCUCUGACUGUCAAGUUUUGGACUGGGAAGCCAACACGAGGAGAGCAGGCAGGAGGAGGUUUGAUGGAGUAUGUUGGGUUGACUUUCAGGGGGCCUGAAAAGGGAUUCAUUUUUCCAGCUCUCUGCACCUGUGAACCUUGUGAGUAAAGAAGGUGAGUAAAGCGUCCUGGAGUAAAGAGUCCAGUGCUUCAUCAUCCCCAAAGCAUGCACAUCAAAGGCUGCAGCACAGCAAGCAUCCUUCUCAGUGCCCCGUUCCUAACCAGGAAGGGCCUAUCAGUCACACGCAUGUGGACCGGUGAGACAGAGCCAGAGCACAGUCCAUUUGACAUUGUGGCCUUUCUGGGCACACGCACUUUGCCUCUCCCCUGUGCUGCAGGCUAGAUUAUCUGUUCCAGUGUUCAGGCUGCCAAAAGCAUGGUACUAAUACAGUAUGUUAAGUUGGGACCUGGGAUUUUCCCAGUGUAGGAACCUUAUUUAAAAACUGUGUGUGUGUGUGUGUGUGUGUGCGCGCGCACACACGCUUGGACUGUCUUCUCCACCUGCAAUUUGCUGGUUAGCACUGGUGAUGGGGUGGAUAGAUUGAAGGAAGCAUCUUGUUUGGGAUACAGCUGCACUGAAAGCUCAGCACUCACUCUAGCCUUACCUUUGUCCAGAGUCUGGUGUGCAGAGGGGUGAACAAAAGGCAGGCCAUUGGCUGCUGGGCACCCAGAGAAAGAGAUGACAAAAUCCUUGGGGCAAGGAGAUGAAAGGCUUUCCCCAGGCAGAACUCCUCAGCCUCCAUGAACAGCUUUCUCUGUGGGAAAACAUCUUUGCCACUUCUCCCUUCAGACUAAGUAGCUUUUCACUCCUGAAGCUGUUAAAGGCAACCUCUGUAGUUGUACCAAACGGUGGGAUUUUGACUUGAGCUUGUGUCUUGCGGGGUGAGGGGAGUAAGGAAAAAUGCAGCUGACUCCUUGGACUUCCUGUACAAAAAGUCACCGUUGUCUAAACCGUUCAGGAUGCACGUUGGGGUUUGUCUGCACGGUGCCAUGUAGAGAUGAUUGCGUUACCUCUGAGCACAGCAGUGGUAACUAGCUUGGGCAGAGUACCAUGGUAGUGUAGCUCCUGAUUCCCAGGUUAGCUCAUUCAGAGCUUGCUCAGCUGUCAUGGAAAGGUAUAGCAUUGCCAUGUCUUUACCUGACACCAAGAAAGCCAUUAAGCAUUUGGGAAGGUAAGCUUUAGAUGUCUGCGUUGCUGGUUUGCUUUGUUUUUAAAUCUUGGUGGAAAGUUCUGCUAUGGAAUGGAUGACUCACAAAUGUGAAGUACUUUUGCCUUCUCAACAGGGAAAGAAACUUUGAACUAAAGACCAUCUGAAGAAGCACAACUCCUUCCAGUGUGUUGCUUUUUGGCUUUAGCCUUUUGGCCAAGGCUCUCAAAACACUUGGGAUCCUUAUUUGCUGGAUCCUUGCAUCAUUGCUCACAAGUGGUAGAAAUAUGCCUGUUUCAUAGGAUGUGUCUACACAUUCAUUCAUGCACCAUAAUUACGGCACAUUAAGCUUAGUAGCUGUAAUAACAGGUGCUAACUUAACGCACCAUAAAUUGGUGCUACUGUGCAUUAGCGCAGAUCUUUUUAGGUAACACUUAAUGCCCAUUGCACUAAAAGUACUGCUCAUUAGUGCAGAUAAACACUUUUUGUGUGACACUUAAUGCUCAUUGGACUAAUCUACUGCACAUUAGCAUGGUUUUUGUCAGCUGUGCCCAUGCACGGUAGAAAUAGUCCAAUGGGCAUUAAGCAUCUCGUGUAGACACGCUCAUAGAUGGGGAAACUAGUACACAGCAAACGAGCAACUUGCUAGAGAUUACUGAAUGAAACACAAGUCUGGCUGCUUGAGCAUUGCCUAAUGCCCCAGUCUUAUUUUCACCUGGUGCUGAAAGGCAGUGAAUCAUCUCUUGGCAGGGGGAAUAACAUUUUGAGCUGAUAGCAGAUAAAUUGCUGUGAGUGGCAAAGAAAACAAGACUCGUAGCACUGAGGAUAGAUCAAGCAAAUGUGGAGCCUUCUGCAAAGCUGUUCUUUUGCAGUCCUGCUCAUAGGGACCUGACCUGAUGCCCUCUCCGCUCCUCCUCUUCCUUCAAUAGGAAACACAGGUUGUGAGGGGCUUCAGUUUGGCUGCCUGUGAACCGAUCCAA
Alligator sinensis (Chinese alligator) is the source of this 8148-nucleotide messenger RNA. It is a transcript of the gene TMEM169, whose product is annotated as transmembrane protein 169. The record is from RefSeq and is a predicted model, not a curated record. Bases 4994 to 5872 code for a protein of 292 amino acids. Lineage: Eukaryota; Metazoa; Chordata; Crocodylia; Alligatoridae. The transcript is spliced from 4 exons.